This is a messenger RNA of Hippoglossus stenolepis (Pacific halibut), 785 nucleotides long. Its product is annotated as protein PXR1-like. Bases 120 to 707 code for a protein of 195 amino acids. The record is from RefSeq and is a predicted model, not a curated record. NCBI's taxonomy places the organism in Eukaryota, Metazoa, Chordata, Actinopteri, Pleuronectiformes, Pleuronectidae. The transcript is spliced from 2 exons.
UGGAGGCUGAAAAUGCCUUGCUGAAGGCUGAAAACGCCCGGGUGAAAGACCUGGAGGCUGAAAACCCACGGCUGAAGAAGCUGAGGGCUGAAAACGUUGCUCUCAAAAAGCAGAUCACCAUGAAAAAUAUUUCCUGGGGAGAAGAGAGGAAGAAGGUGGCCGAGAAGUUGGAGUCUUCUGCCUCACUUCUGUUGAAGUCCAAAGACGACCUGACCAGCUUGAUUCAGCUCGUGGAGUCUGAAAAAGCCAAAGAGAAGGAGCUGGAGAAGGAGCUCAGGAACAUGAACAUGAGGUUUAAACUAAAAGAGGUCGAGGUCGUCUCCCUGAAUGCAGACCUGAAGCUCCAGGAGGACAAGCUGCAGCGAUACAUCCUCGAAAAUGAGGGCAGGCCCGAGGAAAUAGAGGAGCUGCAUAAAAAAAUGAGAGACUUAGAUGAAAGGUGGUCCACCGAGCACAAGGAGUCCCUAGAAAAGGAAAUCAAGCUGGAGGACGACAUAAAACUCCCGAUCCAGCAGAACAUUGUGCUUCAGGAACAGGCCUUGAAGACCGACAGCUACAAGGAGAGGGUCAAGAAGGAGAAAGAGGAGAAGAAAGAAAGGAAGAAGAGCGGGAAGGAGGAGAAGAUGGAGAAGAGAGAGAAGGAGGAGAUUGAGGGGACAACGAGGAGGAGGCUCCCCUGUUUUCUCUUCAACUUCAAACCCUCCUAAUCUCCUCUCCCAUCCUUUCUCUCCCUCUGCCCUGUCAAUCAUCCCCUCAUCCCAGCUCCCCCACUCCCUUACACCUUA